UUGACUGACGUCCCGUGUGUUGAAGGGCGAGGGCUGUCGGUGCGGUGCGGGGGUGCGACCAAGAAGAACUGUGUUGCAGUCGCACGUAGCUUUCACCUACUCGACAGUUUGUCUUUGAUUAUUCACUCACUUUCAAAGAUGGUUCGACCCCAUUAUGGACCACCACGUUUAAAGACCAGACCUUACGGAGAUGGUCAUAGCAUUGGCCCUGGUGAAGGGAAUUACAACCCCAACUCCAAAAGUCGAAGAGAUGUCCAGGGCUACCAAGCUAAGGCUCCUUUUCACUGGAGAGAUUCCAGAGGUAGAGGACGACCCCCAGUUGUCAGAAGAGUGCCCCUCAUGGGAGAGCAAAGGGAGCCACGUUUCAAUAACUGGAGGUCCCAGAAUCAGGAUUCCUUUCAAUCAUACCCUCCAAAAAUGGAACCACACAAUAGCCAGAGAAGGCCUUCUCCAUCUAGGCCAAACCGUCCCCCCCAUGUCCAGCACCAGUCAUCCUCUCGCAGCCCUUCACAAGGAUCCCUGAGUCAAAGGGGCCCACCUUUCCAUGGCCAACCCUCAGGUCACAGGUCACCCUCCCCAAGACAUUUUCGCAACCACCCAGCUGACAGGAGGCCAGGCUCUGCACCGGCCCACCAGGGGUCAUUCAGGGGCCACAGAAGGCAGUCAGGUUUUCAGGAGCAGCGGAAUCGAGACCCUCAUGGGAAUUACAAUCCCAGAGAAAGGCCCCAUGAGCACUCAGGCCAUGGCAUGAAGCGCUGGAACGACGCUGGAGCGUUCUCUCAUCCGCACAAUGGAGAACACAGGCCCUCUGGGUCACAGAGGAACCCCAGAGAGAUGCAUGGGAGAGGCUCAUGUCCAGAGAGGUGGUCAUCUGAGCAAGACUCCAGGCGGCAGCGAGGUCCGGUGGAGAGGCAGGGCAGCAGAUCCCACAGUAGAGAGAGGUCACAGGAUGUGCCUCACCUGCCCCCUUUCAGAUCCCCCUCAUGGAAAGGAGGUCCAUCACCGUCAUCCUCCUACCACAGGAACCCUCAGGAAAGGCAAGUGGCAGGACCCCGCAAGAGGAGGAUAGGAGACAUCAGCAUGCCCUCCUCAGACCCUGCACUGGAGCAUGGCAAUCCAAAACAGCCCAGGAGAGAGAGGCCUCAGCUGCUCAGUAUACCCAGGCCAUUCGGUGGUAAAGCUUUGCCUUUUAGGGAUAGAAAUUACCUGGUUAAGAACAGACAAGUCAGAACAGAGUCUCUCAUGAGGCUCAGAAUACCUCCAUCUGUGAAACCCAGGCCUCAUCUGGGCGACUCUGCCUCACAGGAAAAUUUCAGCUCUGUUCUUGCUAUCAGGAAGAAACGUUUCCAGUCAAAUGCAGUUCCCGUGAAAACGCUGGAACCAAGGAGAGGAAAACCACAACAUUCACCCACCAGAGAAGAAAGCAAUGCCAGCAAGUCUUCACGAGACUCUGAUACAGGCAAAGAACAGGUGGAGUCUCGCCGGUCCUUGAACACACACAGAUCUUCUCCCAUAGAGAAACGUGACCUUGUUGUUUUGUCCCACUGGCCGCCCGGGCCGAGCUCCUCCUCUAAGGACGGCUCGCCUACGAGAGAUCGCAGCCCAAAGAACAAUAACGAACGCAAUUCUGAUCAAGAGGACACACCGAACAGCCGACUCUCAAAGACGAAUGAUUCGAGAUCAUCGCCUGAAGACCAGAGACGGGGCUAUAUGGAUAAGAGGGCGUUCAGGCCCUUUAAUAUGAUGCAGGACGGCCACAGGCCCGGAAGGCCCUUCAGGAGACCAGGACAAGGUCCCGGACCAGGAUUUAUGCAGAGACCAAAGUUCACUGGUGGUCCAAGGAGGACGGGCCCUGAAAUGUCUGGUGUUCAAAAUGUUAGAAGACCGCUGAUGGAGAGCUUAGUGACACGUCCCUUCCCAAAUCAGAGGCCAGUAUUCAGAAAAAGUUACGGUAUCAUGUCUAAAUACCGCACCAUGAGAGUGAUGCGUCAGCGUGCACCGUACAACAGAGGGCCCAACCAACAACGCUGGUGAUGACCUCUGCACAGGUCCCACGCGCAGACAUCUGCUGGGUGGGCUGAAGAAACCUUUUCCCCACUACAAACCCAACCUGCCUGUAUAUUGUGGAAGUGUUUUUGCUUACACCUGUUUUUCAGUUGCACCUUUAGGGUACUGCAGUACUUUUGUUUUAGGAUAUUUUGAACAAAUGCGAUUAUACACUACUGAUUUUUGUUGCUGUUUGUGAUCUUGGCAGUCUUCAUUUUACUGAAAUAGUGUUUGCUUUUUCUUUGUUUACCAGCAGUGAUCUAUUUCCGAUUUUUGUGAAGUCCAAGAAAUGUUUACUUUAAUAUCUCACCUUUACUGUUUGUAAAGACUUGUCACAUGAAAUGUCCUGUUUAAAAUAACCAUGGGUGUUUUGAUUAGAAACAGCAGCUUUGUCAAGUGACACUUGUAAAACUUGUAUAAUCACAUGUUCAGUUUAUUGUUUGAGUCUUGAAAUAAAAUCUGUUUGACAAUC
Molecule: messenger RNA, 2518 nt
Organism: Cottoperca gobio
Lineage: Eukaryota; Metazoa; Chordata; Actinopteri; Perciformes; Bovichtidae
Exons: 10
Coding region: 139-2034 (631 amino acids)
Source: RefSeq, a predicted model, not a curated record